CUUUGACAGCUCAGACCUUAAACCAAAAACAAAAUUGCUUGUGGUUUUUGUAAAUGUUGUAUUUGUUGUAGUACUGUCGCUACUUUAUUAAUUUACUUUGGUGUGAUCUAUCAAUCAAUUCGUUUAAUUGAUUUUAUUUAACAUCAGUUCGCUUUUGUGGUAUAUAUUUUAAUUAAAGACAUAACCCUCCUUUUCAUCCAGUAAAGUAACACUAUUUUGAUAUUAAAAAGGAUUUAGUGGCUUAAAUACCUAGAAUGGCAUCAAGUUCAACACUACCAGUUGCACAAAAAUGGGCUUACAAAGAGCAGAAAAUGGAAAAAGUUAAUUAUGUGUGGACCAAAAAUAUUUUUACGGAUUAUUUUCAUGAUAGAAAUUUUUCGGAUUCCCCAGUAUUCUCUGCCGAUGGUAAUAAAACUGUAUGGCAAUUGCGUCUUGGAAAUCAUGAAGUUUAUCGGGGCAUGUUUUUCAUAAAUAUUUUUUUAAAAUUCGCUCAAGAAAAGGAAGUUACAGCCAUAUUUAAAUAUUCUGUUGUAAAUGGUAAGCAUGAAAAAUUAAAUCUUGAUUCACGAGAGGCACAUCGGAUUGAAAAAGGUAAUUUUUCGAAAGCCCCAUUCCUUAUUCCCAGCGAUUUUCUUUUUAAAAAUCAGUUACAUGUAGAAAAAAUAACAAUAUUCUGCGACAUAUUCGAUGUUGGCGACUGUGUUAAUACUUCAGGUCAACCAAGUAUUGAAGUGGCCGAUUCCAAAUUAAGCGAAGAUUUUUCCAAACUCUUAGAUGAUGAGAAAUUUACUGAUGUAACAUUAGUCGUAGAUGGACAUGAAUGUCGGGCUCAUAAAGCUAUAUUGGCUGCUCGAAGUGCUGUAUUUGCUGCCAUGUUUGAGCAUGAAUUCGAAGAGCGUAAAUCGAAUUGUGUUGAAAUAACGGAUAUUCAACCUGAGGUUUUGUGGGAAAUGCUAAGAUUUAUAUAUACUGGCAAAGCGCCAAAUAUAAACAAACUGGCCAAAAAUCUCUUAAUAGCAGCUGAUAAAUACGCUUUGGAAAGGCUAAGUUUAAUGUGUGAGGAUGUGCUGAGCGUUAAUCUGAACAUUGAAACAGCUGCUGAAACUCUAAUAUUAGCAGAUCGUCAUAGUGCGAAACAAUUGAAAGCAAUUACUUUAGCAUUUAUAAAUAUGCAUGCCAUUGCUGUUAUGCAAACUCCAGAUUGGCAAAAAAUUAUCGAAACAAAUGCAUAUUUACUGGCUGAGGCAUUUCAAGUGUUUGCUGCACAACAUUGCCCGAAGAUUAAGCCAACCAGAACGGAAAAGUAAAAAGUUAAACUGAUAAUUUAUUAGCAAUACAAUCGACUAUAAAUAUGUAACUGCCAAAGCAAGUUAGUUUCCAUAUAUUUUUUUUAAAUAAGUUUUUGGAUAAAUUUUAAUUUGUAUUUGAUCCUUUUUUUUGUAAUCAUUAAAGUACCUAUUUGAAACAAAAAUAAUUUAUAAUAAUACAUUUUCUGAAUUUAAUUUUUAUUGAUCCUUUUUUUUUUGUAAUAAUAAAAGUAUUUGAAACAAAAAUAA
This is a messenger RNA of Calliphora vicina (urban bluebottle blowfly), 1556 nucleotides long. RefSeq names its product protein roadkill-like. Lineage: Eukaryota; Metazoa; Arthropoda; Insecta; Diptera; Calliphoridae. The coding region runs from base 255 to 1307 and encodes 350 amino acids. The transcript has a single exon. Gene Ontology annotation, cellular component: nucleus; cytoplasm. The record is from RefSeq and is a predicted model, not a curated record. Gene Ontology annotation, molecular function: ubiquitin protein ligase binding. Gene Ontology annotation, biological process: proteasome-mediated ubiquitin-dependent protein catabolic process; regulation of proteolysis.